This is a messenger RNA of Liolophura sinensis, 534 nucleotides long. Its product is annotated as myosin, essential light chain, adductor muscle-like. Gene Ontology annotation, molecular function: calcium ion binding. NCBI's taxonomy places the organism in Eukaryota, Metazoa, Mollusca, Polyplacophora, Chitonida, Chitonidae. The transcript is spliced from 5 exons. The record is from RefSeq and is a predicted model, not a curated record. Bases 1 to 534 code for a protein of 177 amino acids. Gene Ontology annotation, cellular component: muscle myosin complex.
AUGGACAAACAGAUGUCUUCCGUUGAUGUUACAUGCCCUCAGAUAUCCGACGAGGAAUUGGACCAUCUGGAGGAUGCUUUUGACCUGCUUGAUUUUUGGGAUGGACGAGACGGUCUGAUAGACGCAGCUAAAGUGGGUGACCUCCUCCGAUGUGUGGGCUUCAAUCCUACCAACAGAACCGUUCACCAAGUUGGUGGAGCCUCUGAGAUGGGCGAAGGUCAUUACAACUUCGAUGACAUCCUGACCAUUUACAACAACACCAAAGCUCGGACGAAUCACCAUGGAGACGCCGAGAAUGGCGAUAUCAGGGAGGCCUUCAGGAGUUUUGAUCGAGAGGGGCGUGGCUUCAUAUCCAUGGCCGAACUCCGACUGAUGCUGACCUCACGCGGUGAAAAACUGACAGACCAAGAAGUGGAUGAAAUACUGAAAUACACAGACGUUAAAGAAGACAUGCACGGCGCUGUUCGCUACGAAGAUUUUGUCAGCAAGGUCAUAGAAGGUCCUGCUGACUGGAGACUGACGUCAUCAUCAUGA